UCUAUGUUGCUUUUUUCCCCUUUAUCAUUUAAGGAAGAACUUCAGAUAUCACUUUUAAAACUGAGCAAUGACUACGAAGUAAUGAAAAGUACAGCUGCAAGAAAUAUGAGAUUGGAUUCAGAAUUCCAAGACUUAAGACUUAGUCUGGAGGCAAAGGAACAAGAACUCAAUCAGAGUAUUAAUGAAAAGGAAAUACUGCUAUCCAAGUUAGGAGAAUUGGAGAAACAGAAACAAGAAGCAACAAGGCACAUUUUUUUUAUAAUAGAUCAGCAAUCAAAACAACAAAAUGAAGGAGAUAUCAUUAUCAGUAAACUGAAACAAGGUCUAGACGAUGAAAAAAAGAUAGUUCGUCAACUUGAGGAUGAGAAAAUGAACCUCACUAAAGAGUUAGACAGACAGAAAGAACAGUUAAUUCAAAGUGAACUGGUCCUGAAUGAUUUGCUUUUAAUCAAGGAGGAGCUUGAGGAUAAAGCAGAAGAUUUAGUAGAUCAGCUAAGUAAAUCACAAAAAAAUAAUUCAACCAUCCAGAAGGAGAACCUUGAACUUAAGGAACAUAUUAGACAAAAUGAGGAAGAGCUUUCUAAAGUCUGGAAAGACUUAACUCAGUCUCUUCAUCAAGACUCUAAUAGUACUUUUAAGGAUAACCUACUUAAAGAUAGGGAAGCGGAAGUUAGACACUUAAAGCAAAAUCUUUCAGAAGUAGAACAGCUCAAUGAAAAUUUAAAGAAAGUUGCUUGUGAUCUGAAAAUGGAAAAUGAAAAGUUGGUUUUAACAUGUGAAGAUGUAAGGCAUCAGUUGGAAGAAUCUGUAGCUGGGAACAGUCAGAUUUCUCUGGAAAAAAACACUCUUGUUGAGACUCUAGAAGUGGAAAAAGGAGAGCUAGAAGCAGAAUUGUGUCAGGCUAAAGAGAGGCUGUUGGAAGAAGCAAGCAAGUAUGAGAAAAUUGAAGAACUAUCAAAUGCACAUAACUCGAGCACCUCUGCCUUACAGCUGGAACAUCAGCGUCUGAUUCAACUCAGUCAAGAGAAAGACUUUGAAAUAGUAGAACUCAAAAAGAAUAUUGAGCAAAUGGAUACCGAUCAUAAACAAACUAAGGAAAUGUUGUCAUCUAGUGAAGAAGAGCAGAAGCAAUUGGCAGAAGUUAUAAAGGAAAAAGAACUUUUUAUUGAAAAACUUAAAGAAAAGUGUUCAGAGCUGCAGGAGGAAGUAGAUAAAUAUUCUCAGGCCUCAAUGCCAAAUGAAAUUUUAAGGCAGACCAUAGAGGAAAAGGACAGAAGUCUUGGAGCCGUGAAAGAAGAAAACAGUCAUCUGCAAGAAGAACUGGAACAACUCAGGGAAAAGCAGAGUCAAGCUGCACCUGUGGCUGAGCCCAAACCACUUGAUAGUAUUACAGAACUAGAAUUGGAGGUAUCUCAAGUGAAUAUAAUCAAGGAUCAUCUUGAAGAGGAAAUUAAACAUCAACGGAAGAUAACUGAAGAUCAAAACCAGAGUAAGAUGCAACUACUUCAAUCUUUACAGGAGCAGAAGAAGGAAACGGAUGAGUUUAGAUACGAGCAUGAGCAAAUGAAUGUCACACACACCCAGGCCUUUUUAGAGAAAGAUGAGGAAAUUAAGAAUUUGCAAAAAGCAGUUGAACAAAUCAAAACCCAGUUGCAUGAAGAAACACAGGACAUUCAGACAGAGAAUCCUGAUAUUUUACAAGAAACAAGAGUUCAGAGCCUUGAUAUAGAAAAUGGAAGUGAAAAGCAUGAUGCAUCUAAAGCUGAAACUGAAAGAUUAGUGAAAGAAAUAAAAGAACGAGAACUAGAGAUUAAACUUCUAAAUGAAAAGAAUAUAUCUCUAACUAAACAGAUCGAUCAGUUGUCCAAAGAUGAGCUUGGUAAACUAACUCAGAUUAUCCAACAGAAAGAUUUGGAGAUAGAAGCUCUUCACGCUAGAAUUCUAUCUUCAGCUUCCUACACCCAGGAUAUUAUGUACCUUCAACAGCAAUUGCAGGUCUAUGCUAUGGAAAGAGAACAAGUAUUAGCUGUUUUUGAUGAGCAGACUAGGGAAAAUAGGCAUCUAAAAGCAGAUUAUCAUAAAAUGAUGGAUAUAGUUGCAGCCAAAGAAGCAGCCUCCAUUAAGCUGCAAGAGGAAAACAACAAAUUGUCCACUGGAUUUGAGCAUAGCAGCCAAGAUAUGUUUAGAGAAACUGAUCAGAAUUUAUCACGUAUCAUUCGAGAAAAAGACAUUGAAAUAGAUGCAUUAAGUCAGAAANCUUCUGAAAAAGUUGCAACAAUUAGAACUCUCCAGGAAAAUAAUCACAGAUUCUCUGAUUCGAGUGCUUCCACCUCGGAGCUGGAAGGAAGAGAACAUGAACAAACCGAUUCAGAACUUAAGCAGCUAAAGGAGGAACAAGAUGUUUUACAGAAGUUACUUAAAGAAAAAGACCUCUUAAUCAAAGCCAAAAGUGAUCAAUUACUGUCUUCAAAUGAAAGUUUCACUAACAAAGUGAAUGAAAAUGAACUUUUGAGGCAGGCAGUAAUAAACCUGAAGGAGAGAAUAUUAAUUUUAGAAAUGGAUAUUUGUAAGCUAACAGGGGAAAAUGAAAAAAUAGUAGAAACAUCCAGGGUAAAGGAAGCAGAAUAUCAAGCAUUACAUGAGACUAAUAUGAAGAUUUCUAUGAUGCUGCGAGAGAAAGAGUUUGAGGGCCAUUCGAUGAAGGAGAAGGCUCUUGCUCUUGAGCAAAUACUGGAAGAAAACGAAUGGGUAUGUUCUGGGCAAAAGUUAAAUCAGCUUUUAAAUGCAGUUAAGUCAAUGCAGGAGAAGACAGUCACACUUCAACAGGAGAGAGACCAAGUCACAUUGUCCCUGAAUGAGAAACAAAUGGAAAACAAUACCCUACAGAAUGAGGUGACUUUUCUUAGUCUUUCUCUGNUUUUAGAGAAAGAUGAGGAAAUUAAGAAUUUGCAAAAAGCAGUUGAACAAAUCAAAACCCAAUUGCAUGAAGAAAGACAGGACAUUCAAACGGAGAAUCCUGGUACUUUACAAGAAACAAGAGUUCAGAGCCUUAAUAUAGAAAAUGGAAGUGAAAAGCAUGAU
Molecule: messenger RNA, 3081 nt
Organism: Galeopterus variegatus (Sunda flying lemur)
Lineage: Eukaryota; Metazoa; Chordata; Mammalia; Dermoptera; Cynocephalidae
Product: thyroid receptor-interacting protein 11-like
Biological process (GO): endoplasmic reticulum to Golgi vesicle-mediated transport; Golgi organization
Cellular component (GO): Golgi apparatus
Molecular function (GO): small GTPase binding
Source: RefSeq, a predicted model, not a curated record